GACUCAUCACGAUCUUUCAAAGCAGGACUCGACAGGAUCACUGCUUGGAUGAUGUUCCGGCCUCUUUGAAAAGGCGCAAACGCAUGACGGAGAGCGCCCCAGUGCAUGCUGUUCAUCAACCGACCCAAAGUAAAACCAAGCUCAAACGUAUGCUUGAGAAGGAGAUUCCCUACAACGAUAUUCCCCCUCAAGAUAAGCAUCUUUACGAGGAGGCCGAGCAGAAAGAGUGGAAAUCAUGGCUUCACUAUGACAGUUGUGAAAUCUUAAGUCCCGAAGAUAGCAAAGCGAUCGAAGAAAAUCUCCCCGAUCGCACACUGCCUAGUCGCUAUGUUUUCCGCAACAAGAAUGCUGGGCUUCUUGAUGAAAGCGGGAAUCCACUCCCAGUCAAGGCGAAGGGUGCUCCUUUGACAGGCAAGCCUGACAUGUACAUGAGACAACCCAAACAAGGACUAAGAGGAUUGAAACCAGGGCAAUUGCUGAAGCUUUUGAAACCUGUGUACGGUAGACCUGACGCUCCUAGGGCUUGGUACAAUGAGUUGGCGAGGAUCCUUGAGCAGGAAUUGGGCUUCAGCAAGUGUCGGACUGAUCCAGCGAUGUUUGUUCUUCGAGACGAGGAUAGCCGUCUCCGGGGACUGAUGAUCGUUCACGUCGAUGAUGUCAUGUAUUGUCAUGACGGUGGUGAGCUGGGUAAGCGAGUCGAGGAGAGCUUGACCAAGCGCUUCCCUUUCGGUACUUGGUUGCAGGUCCGCGAACAACAAGGCGGGGUUACCUACUGUGGGAAAGAGGUUAAGGUCAUGACCAAGGACAGCGAGACAUGUGUCACGCUUGCCCAGAAUGCUUUCAUCGACGGUCGUUUGCAGCCCAUGAGGAUUGAGUCCUCAAGGGCAAAGCAGUUGGAUGCCAGAGCUAAUCAAGAGGAGCUCACAGACUAUCGGUCGAUCGUUGGAAGUCUUCAGUGGCUUGCGGUUCAAUCUAGGCCCGACAUUGCUUUUGAGUGCAAUCAACUGCAGAAGAGGGUUUCGGAUCUUCGCGUCGCUGACUUGCUGAGAGCUAACAGAGCGGUUCGAGAGGUAGUUAGGAAUCGAAUGGAGAUCCUUUUCAGACCACUUGGGCCAGAUGCUCAGCUCGUCACGUAUCACGAUGCGGGGCUUUACAGCAGUGUAGGGGCCGAGAUCGAUGAGAAGCAGUGUGAUGACAUUCUGCAAAGCACUCUUGAUAAGAAACUCGUCUACUCUCAGAAAGGUGCCGUUGUCGGUUUCGUCAAGAGGGGAGAGUUGGAGCAAGAGGGUCGAGUCCAUAUCAAUGUCAUCGACUGGAGGAGUGCCACGAAUCGUCGAAUUGUUGAGUCAUCCUUCGCCGCGGAAACCCAUGCGGCAAUCAUGGGACACAACAUGUCGAGGUUCGCUCAAGUGUUGGUGUCUGAA
Molecule: messenger RNA, 1424 nt
Organism: Symbiodinium necroappetens
Lineage: Eukaryota; Dinophyceae; Suessiales; Symbiodiniaceae
Source: the annotation of a GenBank genome assembly